Molecule: messenger RNA, 1140 nt
Organism: Coccomyxa subellipsoidea C-169
Lineage: Eukaryota; Viridiplantae; Chlorophyta; Trebouxiophyceae; Coccomyxaceae
Exons: 8
Coding region: 1-1140 (379 amino acids)
Biological process (GO): proteasome-mediated ubiquitin-dependent protein catabolic process
Cellular component (GO): cytoplasm; GID complex; nucleus
Molecular function (GO): protein binding; ubiquitin protein ligase activity
Source: RefSeq, a predicted model, not a curated record
AUGGGAGAGAGUAUAGAAACACCUUUGCUGCGGGUUCCCUUCGAGUCCCUGAGGAGAACAACGCGAGAUCGCAAGUACCUCAUAGAUGAGGUCCACGAGGUGUUGGAUGCGCUGAAAAAGAAUGGACUAGAGAUGCAGAGCUCAGAAGACCGGAAAGCAUUCGUGAAGGGACUCAUAGCUCGUCUGGAUGGCCUGAAACGCAAGCUAAACGAAAUUGCUGAGGUGGAGGAGCGGGAGGCUCGGAGGUGCAAGGCGCGGUUGGAGCACCUGAAAGAGAUCGGGCAGCCGCAGAAGAACCAUGCCCUGGAGUGGAACCAGGCCAGGAUGGACCGCAUCCUCGCUGACCACAUGCUCAGAUGUGGCUUCCUGGACUCCGCCUCUGAGCUGGCAGCUAGCGCUAACAUUGAGGAUCUGGUAGACAGCCACAUCUUCCUCCAGGCACGCAGCGUGCUGGAGGGGCUGGGACGCCAUGACUGUACUGCAGCCCUGGCCUGGUGCGAGGAGCACCGAGCCCGCCUGAAGCGGCUCAAGAGCAAGCUGGAGUUCAAGCUGCGCGUCCAGGAGUUUGUGGAGCUGGUGAGGCAGGAGCGGAUGCUGGACGCGAUAGCCUACUCGCGCAAGCACCUGGCGCCCUGGGCCGGCCAGUACCAGGCCGAGCUGCAGCGCGCGCUCACAGCCCUCGCCUUCAAUGCCGGCACGUCCUGCGCACCUUACGCCUCGCUGUUUGCAGAGAGCGCCUGGCACGCGUGCUCCGACCUGUUCUGCCAAGAUCUGUACCGGCUGCACAGCAUGCCACCAGAGUCCCAGCUGAAGGUCCACUUGCAGGCCGGCUUGUCAGCUCUGCGGACGCCUCAGAGCUAUGCGGUAAAGAGCAGCAAGGAGGACCCCUUGAGCAUGGAGAAGUUCCAGAAGCUUGCCGAUGGGAUGCCCUGGUCGAAGCAUGUGCACAGCAAGCUGGUGUGCGCGAUCACACGGGAGAUCAUGAAUGAGCACAACCCGCCCAUGGUGCUGCCAAAUGGCGCAGUGUACAGCGAGAAGGCCGUGCAGCAAGUGGCCUCCAGAAACCACAACAUCUUCACCUGCCCAAAGACUGGAGUCUCUUGCGAUGUCAGCGACCUGAGGAGGGCCUACAUCUCAUGA